AUGUCGAACGUGGACAAAAAUCAACUCGUUCUGUAUGCUGCGUCCUGCUCGCUCGCUAUCUGGGUGGGCUCCAAGAUUCUAUUCUCCGAGCCACAGCGAGCAGCUCGACAUCGCGAAUCGCUUCCACUAAUAGGUGAGACUUGGGCCGCGAUCAAACAUGCGGAGCAUUAUUACGACUGGGAAGCUGAAAUGACUGAGAAGAUGGAGGGGAGGCCUUGGAUGUUUAACGUCGUCGGUCGACCUACCGAGUUCGCGAUCGGUAAGCCCGAGAUCAUUGAAGAUGUUUUGUCCACGCAGUUCAAAAGUUUCGGUAAAGGUGAAUACGUGCGUGAAGUGCUCAGCGACCUGAUUGGAGAUGGCGUUUUCGCUGUUGAUGGUCACAAGUGGAUGCAACAACGCAAAACGGCGAGUAACUUGUUCUCCACGCGCGAGCUAAGAGGCUCGAUGACCACUUGCGCUUUGGAGAAAGGUGAAACAGUGGAUUUGUUUCGCUUACUUAACCGAUUUACGUUUGAAGUUAUCUCUGAAAUCGCCUUUGGCAUCAAGUUGGGAGGUCUGCGUUUGGAAUCGGAGCAUCCGGUGGAAACAGCUUUCAAUAAUGCUCAGCAAAGAUUGUGUGAGCGAUUUCUAGAGCCGACGUGGCUGUGGAAACUCCAGAGAUGGCUGAAUGAACGCGAGUUGAAAGAGAACAUCCAGAUCAUUGACAGUACGUGCUACGACAUCAUCUCUCGCUCGAUGAAGAAGCGACAGGUGUCGGGCAGUGCCGCUACUGGUGGAAAGAGAAACAUCAUCUCGUUGUUCUUAGACGGUGUUAGUGACGACGCCAAGAGCGAUCAAGGCCUCGAUCCUAAAUACCUGAGAGAUAUCGUCGUGUCCUUCAUGACCGCAGGUCGAGACUCGACAGCCUCGGCGCUCAGUUGGUUCUUUUACACUGUGAGUCAACAUCCCGAAGUCGAGGAGAAUAUCCGUGAAGAGAUCUUCUCAAAGGUUCCUGAGCUGGCAAAUGGUACGAUUUCAGCUCCGUCCGCAGCUCAGGCAAAGGAGCUAGUCUACCUUGACGCUGCUGUGAAGGAGGUGCUUCGGUUAUAUCCGGCUGUCCCGUCGAACAUCCGUGAAGCACUUGAAGAUGUUGUUCUGUGCGAUGGAGCGGUUGUGAAGGCCGGCGAAACAGUUAGCUGGUCAUCAUAUGCCAUGGGGAGAAUGCCCCAAGUAUGGGGCCCAGAUGCGAAAGAGUUCAAACCAGAGCGCUGGAUCGAUGCGUCGACGGGAAAACUUGCUGCUGUGUCCCCCUUCAAGUACCCUAUUUUCAACGCAGGACCACGUAGCUGUCUGGGCUCCAAGCUAGUGAUGAUGGAGAUAAAGAUCACUGCUGCUAGUGUGCUGAGCAAGUACAAUCUGACGGUCGCUCCACAACAAACUGUUGCCUACAAAAUAGGCUUGUCACUCGCGAUGAAAAAUGGUCUCCAAGUCAAGGUAAAGAAGGUUGCUCAUGCAUCUUACUAG
Molecule: messenger RNA, 1503 nt
Organism: Phytophthora infestans T30-4
Lineage: Eukaryota; Oomycota; Peronosporomycetes; Peronosporales; Peronosporaceae
Product: cytochrome P450, putative
Exons: 2
Coding region: 1-1503 (500 amino acids)
Molecular function (GO): iron ion binding; heme binding; oxidoreductase activity, acting on paired donors, with incorporation or reduction of molecular oxygen
Source: RefSeq, a predicted model, not a curated record